Emiliania huxleyi CCMP1516 is the source of this 734-nucleotide messenger RNA. RefSeq lists its product as hypothetical. NCBI's taxonomy places the organism in Eukaryota, Haptophyta, Isochrysidales, Noelaerhabdaceae. The record is from RefSeq and is a predicted model, not a curated record. The transcript is spliced from 3 exons. The coding region runs from base 55 to 435 and encodes 126 amino acids.
UUGCGCUUUAGCCGCCUGCAACGCGCCGCCGCGACACGAGCUAGCGAGCGCGGCAUGGCCUUCCUCGGCGCCUGGGCGGAGCACGUGUGGACGAGGAUGCGGCGGCUAGACUACUGGAAUACCGAGCACGCCAUCGCAAACACGCCCGCCAAGCUGUAUCGCCGCGUCUCUCCCGGCUCGCAACCAGCAGCGCUUGUGCAGCGCAAGGAGGCCAGCUCCGUGUACUCUAUUCGGUACUACAACAAGGACCUGAAGCGGCGCGACACGGGCUACUACCCGGACACGCCGCUCACCCUCAACCACACCAUCAUGCAGGGCCAACCCGUCAGGCCGAGCGACGCGCCCGCCUCCCAGGUACCAAAGGUUGGCGCCUUUGGCUCUGCCACCUACGCUGGCCCCGAGAUCAUGGGCAUCAAGACGCCGAACGCCAGCUGAGAGAGGCGGCGAGGAGGCUAGACGAGCACGCCGGCUCGCGCCAACCUCUCCCACAGAGGCGCUGCGCGAGGCUUUUGGGUCGAUCGGAAUAAUGAGAUGGACCGCGACGGUCGCCCCUCGCGCUUGCGGACGCUCAACCGACAACGCCUAGGACAACGCUCUCUCGGCGCUCUCGGUCUCGCUGCCUAGUAUCUCUGCUCUCCCUGAUAUGCCCGACGAGGGCCCAGCUCGCCCUCGCGCGAGUCGGGACCCGCCCUGUCUUUCGUGGACCCGUCACAUCCAAUACAGGGUACGAAAAA